AUACCAAUCCAAUUUUGGCAAAAACUCUUUGGGGGGUUUUGAGGAAUCUCUCUGCUGAUCACUCAGAGGAAUUUUCCCUCCAACCCUUAUGUUCGGAGCCCCUCGUGCCUUUGGCCUCAUUGUCCAAACCUAGGCUUUGUUGCUCUCUUGGCAUUUGGGCUUUGGGGUUGGAGAUGGAGGUCAUGUGCUCUAGUAGUGUUGGCAUGGAAAGCCUUCUGAGCUCAGCAAUGGUGGCUUUGUUGGCUGAGAUUUCAACUUCGGUUGUAAAGUCUUCGUCCCUGCUUUUAGUGGACCACUGUCGAACUUUUUUCUUAAUCAGAUUUUAUCUUGUUAAGCUGUAAAAGACCUUGUGUAAUUAUAUUUGGAGGGGAUCCAGGACAAAUGGAAUUACCAUCGAGUUCCCUAGGGAGCCAAGGCAAAUGGAGAGGCUGUCAAAAGCUGAUCUGUCCAUGGAAAAGCAGCCUGACCCUGAGACCAAGGAUGCCAGUGAAACUGAGGAUGAUGGUGAAGACAAUGAUGGCGGUGAGGAUGAGGAAGACUUUUCUGGUGAAGAGGAGGAUGAUGAGGAUGACAAAGAUUCUGAGGAUGAGCCGGAGGCCAAUGGUGAUGGUGGAAGUGGGGAUGAUGACAAUGACGAUGAAGAUGGAGAUGGAGAGGAAGAGGACGAUGAGGAAGGAGAAGAUUAAGAGACUCCCCAGCCACCUGCUAAAAAGAGGAAAUGAUCUUGAAGGGCUUGCACUUGUUUUGCCUUUGCUACAAUGGCUCCGGAAGCUGGAGCUUAGAUUAAGGGUUAGGGUCACAGUUUAGCUGGUGUUGAUGCCAGAAUAUAGGAUCCAUAAUUCAUGUUUAAGUCAUUAAAGUGGUUGAUUAAUUCAAGUCCAAAAUUCCACCCUCAAUACAUGUUAACUUUCUCACAUUUACUCAUUUAUUGUUAUUUAAUUGGACAAA
Coffea arabica (coffee) is the source of this 948-nucleotide messenger RNA. RefSeq lists its product as uncharacterized. Lineage: Eukaryota; Viridiplantae; Streptophyta; Magnoliopsida; Gentianales; Rubiaceae. The record is from RefSeq and is a predicted model, not a curated record.